Molecule: messenger RNA, 4421 nt
Organism: Seminavis robusta
Lineage: Eukaryota; Bacillariophyta; Bacillariophyceae; Naviculales; Naviculaceae
Source: the annotation of a GenBank genome assembly
GAGCUGCUCACUGCUCACCGGUAACAGAGCCUUGCCCCAACCCACACCAAGAAAAGUGUGGAGUGGAAAAUAAGAAAAUAAGAGCAGCCACAGCACAGCAACAAGAAGACGCAAUCAAGUGAAUAGUGGCGAAAGGACCAGAAACCAUUGCAGUGCAGUAAAGCAGCAACAGACUCAGGCUUUCAGUCCAACAGAGCUCCCCCAAGCUUAGCUUCCACAUUCCACAGUCCAUAUCCUCUUCUUGCGCGCAAUUAAUUACAAAGCCAGCAGUAAUGCGUUCCAAUAUCCGAGAUCCAAGCGGUAUGAUACCGAUCAGUGUGGCUUCCGAUCACACACCCAGAAGUGAAGAUGCCGAUAGCUUUGCUUUCGACGGCAAUGCAUCCAAUUCUUCUUUCUUUAUGACUGUUGCAGAGGAAGGCUCCAUAUCGCCACUGGGAGCAAGCGAGUUGGUCGGUCAAUCGUUUAGGAGGAGAAACAUAGACAUCCAUGACGCUGUUGGAAUGGGGUUAUUAGAAGAUGAUUCCAGCACUACAAAUCAAGGCAACGACGAGGUCGCUCUCCGCUCAUGUCUAUCCAGUAGUAGGAGAAGAAAGCCACACGCGGCAGUUGGGAUGGGUUUAAUGGAAGAUGAGUCCCUCACGGAACGAGGUGACGACGAGUUCCUUCGGCCGUCUCUUGAACGAACCGGCAGACGAAGGGUCCUCUUUCUCUUGGACGACGACGAUGAUGAUGAUCAGGACCUGGAUCGAAGCCGUGUGAGCGUGAAAGGUAGACCAUUGACUGGAGCCGAUUUUGACAUGAUGAAAAGCAAGCUACAGGAAGAAGACGACGACGGAAGUGACGAAUCGAGCAGUUUCCAUUCUGGCAGCCUCGAUUUUAGGACGAUGUUGGACUACAAAGACAGAGACGGGAGUGACAGCGAGUACGGCGAUGACCCCAGUGUUAUUGAAGCAGCAGAGUUAAGAGAGCAACAGGUUCGCAGGAGCCUCGCUUUUGCUACCUUCGCCGCUGCGUUGACGAUGCUCGUUUCCAAGGGCAUUUCUUGCCUCAUGCGAUAUGCUUCUAGAAACAGCCCGGAGCAAGAUAUUGUCGAGGAGGCCGCAGAAGAUCUGACCAACAGUACCCACUUUUCGACAAGUACCACCAACCUAGGCGCCAUGGGAGGCGUUAACCCGUCAGGAGCAGCACAGUCGCAAGCAACACAAGCCAUGGCAACACAAGCUGCUCAAAACGCCGCGGGUGCUGCAGCCUCUGGCUCGUCAUCAGCCGCAUCAGGUGCCGCAGGUUUUUCGACUGGUAUUCUGAACGCAAUCGCCGCGUCGUCGCAAGCUUCUCAGCUUGGUAUGGUGAUGGGCAUAGCUGCGGUCGCGGCAACUGCCACGACGGCUGUGAUCAACGGGGGCUUCACAAAGGAAGCGAUGACAGAAGAAAUGUCAAACUUGAACGCGCCGUGGGUCCCUGAUCCCCUUGGUGUUGUCUACUGUGGUAACGAGGACGCCACGGACUUGCGUGGUAGCGUUGACAUCAUGAUACAAUACGCCACUCCGGAAGAAAUAGCAGCAAAGAAGGGCGAAUUGGAAGAACUCUUUAUGGAUGCUUACAAUAACGUUUCCGGAAUGUGCAACGGCUUGUUCGAUCGAGUCCUAGUGAGUGCCUCCCUCGAGGCAUUUCAGGACGUGAGCGCCAGUUUGAACGAUACGGUGCUGGUGCUCACCAAAUGGACAGCUGUUGUAAACUGUGAUGGUUGUCCUGAAGAUGAGCCGCUAUUUUCCACCACCAACAAAACCUCGUCGCAAAACGGCACGGCUCAUGACACUUCUUUGGCGGCGUCAAGCAGUAACGGGAGACGGCAAUUGGCGAGUAAUCCCGAUGUUGAAGCGGACACCCAGCCAUACAACGUUGACGAUAUGCAGGAUCUCUUCGAUCAGUUCUGGAUCUACUUUGCCAGAGAGUCCCCGCUUAUCCUGGGGGAGAAUGCGCUGCUGUUAAAAGAGAGCCGGGUUGUACUGAUGAGGUUGACUGGCGACGAUGGACAGCUCAUUGAUGAGAUCAAAAGCCCCGACUUUCGUGCCGCGCCUCUCAUCGACACGUCCACCCCAAGUGCUCUUCCUUCUGCGUCGCCGAGUGCUCUUCCAUCUGCGUCUCCCAGCGCAAUGCCGUCUGCGUCGCCCAGUGCUCUUCCAUCUGCGUCGCCCAGUGCAAUGCCGUCUGCGUCGCCCAGCGCAACGCCGUCUGCAUCGCCCAGUGCAACGCCGUCUGCACAACCCAGUGCAACGUCGGAUUCACCAAGUGCGUUUUCGACGACCAGCGUGGUCACUGUGGCUCCUUCUGAUCCUUCGUUUCGUGUUUCGGACGGAUUUGUGUUAGCCCCAUUCGCAACUGUGGCUCCUUCUGAUCCUUCGUUUCGUGUUUCGGAUGGAUUUGUGUUAGCCCCAUUCGAAACUGUUGAACCAACCAGUAUGCCUUCGCCCAAACCAACAAAACCCCCCAACCCCCCUUCAACGUUGCCCCCAACACAGUCGCUUCCUCGUACUGAGAGCCUUCCAACUGAUGAACCGACUCCAUUGCCAACUGAUGAACCGACUCCGGAGCCAACAUCUGAACCAACAACCGAGCCGCCAACAUCGGAACCAACAUCCGAGCCGCCAACAUCGGAACCAACAUCCGAGCCGCCAACAUCGGAACCAACACCGGAGCCAACCGAUGAACCAACACUUCCACCAACGGAGCUUCCUAGUGGACGUCCGUCAGCUAUCCCUUCAAGCAGUCCUACUUCCUUACCUUCAUCACUGCCAACAGUGAAACCAGGGAACCCUUCUGCCAGCCCGACAACUACACCCCCUUCUGAGAAUCCAUCUGGAUUCCCUUCAUUGUCUCCAUCAGAAAUCCCUUCAUUGGCGCCAUCUGCCACUCCAUCUUUGACACCCACAAGAACCCUUUCAUCACCCCCAACAGCCACACCUGGCAAUCCCUCAGCCAACCCAACCCGGAUGCCCACACCAGAGCCCACAGGAGUCCCUUCUGCUUCGCCUUCAGAAAUUCCAACAAUCCGGCCAACACAAGCACCAACCAGCUCUCCAACAGGAUGUGGCUUCAUCACAACAGAGGAAUUUUUUUACCUCAGCUUAACUGGUGGUACAUCCUCUUUAUCAGACUCGGACAUCACACAGGCAUUUGGAAGAGCAUAUGAAGUCGUGGACAAGAAUGCAUGCUCCGCUGUUCUGCUGAGGGCUCAUGUUCAGAGGAGAAUUUCUGCUUCAAGAAGACGCUUGCAGGGGAUCCCUCCCGAGCAAGCUGUCAUCCUUGUGACCAACAAUGCCACUGAGACAGAGCCAUUUCUCCCAACAGUUGGGCAGCGAGCUGCAUUUGUUUUGGCAUUCAAUGUUGCUACUGCAGGUAGCGGUGUUGCUGCCACAGACAUAUCAAGAGAAACACUAGCCCCCUCGUCCUCACCUAGUGCACUGAGCCAACCCCCACUCCAAGCGACCAUCCUAGCAUUUUCCCAAGUUCAUCCCCAAGUGGCAACCCCUCAAAUUCUGAACCAAGUGAUUCUCCGAGCUUCACCCCCAGUGUUUCUCCAAGCUCUCUUCCAAGCACAUCUCCGAGCUCUCUGCCAAGCACAUUUCCGAGCACACCUCCAAGCACCUCUCCAAGUGCUUCCCCAACCUCAGCCCCUAGCAACAGCCCUAGUGUAUCCCAACCAAGCCGCAGCCCCAGCAACAGACCAACUGCAUCUGUGCCAACACGCAAACCAACUGCUUCUCCAAGCACUUCUUCGAGCCUUACCCCAAGCAACAGCCCCAGCUUCUCUCCAAUAUCCGUUCCAAGCACAAGUCCUAGCGCUCCCCCAACCCCUGAGCCUGAACCUAGUUCCACCCCCAGUGUUGUACCAGUCUCUGCCACCCCUAGCUCCACCCCCAGCACCAGUCCUGCCACCCCCAAUCCCCAAACCCAGCUCAACCCCCAGUGGUGCUCCAAGCACCACUCCUAGCAAAAUGCCAACCACCCCUGAACCUAGUUUCACCACCAGUGUUUUGCCAAGUUCAAACCCCAGCGGAGCGCCUAGCAACAUCCCAGCCACCCCUGAACCUAGUGCCACCCCCAGUUUCGCACCAAGCACAAACCCAAGCUCAACCCGUAGCAGCGUUCCAACCAUUCCUGAACCUAGUUCCACCCCCAGUGUUUUGGGAAGUUCAAACCCCAGCUCCCCUCCUGUCAACAUCCCAACCAUCCCUGAACCUAGUUCCAGCCCCAGUGUUUUGCCAAGCUCGAACCCCAGCCCAGCUCCUAGCAACACCCCAACCAUCCCUGAACCUAGUUCCAGCCCCAGUGUUUUGCCAAGCUCGAACCCCAGCCCAGCUCCUAGCAACACCCCAAGCAUCCCCGAACCUAGUACCACCCCCAGUUUGCACCAAGCUUAA